Molecule: messenger RNA, 552 nt
Organism: Ornithodoros turicata
Lineage: Eukaryota; Metazoa; Arthropoda; Arachnida; Ixodida; Argasidae
Product: basic helix-loop-helix transcription factor amos-like
Exons: 1
Coding region: 1-552 (183 amino acids)
Biological process (GO): sensory organ development; positive regulation of transcription by RNA polymerase II; axon development
Cellular component (GO): nucleus
Molecular function (GO): protein dimerization activity; DNA-binding transcription factor activity, RNA polymerase II-specific; E-box binding
Source: RefSeq, a predicted model, not a curated record
AUGGAUCCCAUCUCACCAUGCAGCGCAUUCUCCAUUUACGCAAUACGCAAGGACAUCACAGAUCCCCACGACUGUUACCCUCACCCUUACAGCCUCACCAAUCUCUCACCACCACCUAUCGUGACAUCCACCACGUCGAGCAGCUCUCACGUAAGCUUCCAACCGUUUGCGCAGUCUCAUCUUCACCGAGUCAACGAGGAGCGCUUGCAGUCGCUAGAAGACCGACUGCACGACCUAGGAAAUGACGAGAACUACUUGGACUACACCGGGGAAGCUCAUAGUCCGGCGCCGUCUUGCCGAAGCACGUCCAGUACAAGCAGCAAGAAGAAAUCCGGUGAUCAUUCUUCGUCGGGUCCUGUUGUGAUGAAGAAACGAAGACUCGCCGCGAAUGCGAGAGAAAGGCGGAGAAUGCACGGGCUCAACGUCGCGUUCGACAGAUUGCGACAGGUUGUGCCAUCUAUCGGUGAUGACAGGAAGCUGUCCAAGUACGAGACACUACAAAUGGCGCAGACUUACAUCACGGCUUUGACGGAUCUGCUUGUGCGCGACUGA